AGUAUCAUGUUUCGUGAUUAGCCAACGACAAUUCCGAAUUUAUUGACGGCAAAUGGCGGGAUUAGUUUUUCUUUGAUACGCCAUCCUUGCGCGGGGUAAUACAAAAUGUAUGAGUAUUGUUCGAGCAUCGCCAUAAAUUGUAAAAUUCAUAUAAAAAUAUUUAACUUGGACGUAGUUAUUUAUGAAUGGUACAGGAAGAGAUUAUGUACAGGUUAUUUCUGAUGGAUAAAAAUGUCUCUAAUGACUGUAACAGAUGUUCAGUUAGAAUUCCUUAAUCGCAGUUUUAACGCAUGCAAAAUUUAUUUAUUUAUUAAGUAACAGAAUAAAUAAUAACUAAACUGCAUUUAAUUACAACUCUGAAAUAUAAUUUUUUCUUAUGAUACCGAAGGUAAACAUGAUUAAAUAUAUUGAGUUCUCACAAUUUGUUAGCCAUUUAUUAUACACUUUUCAUCCUAUCGCUGUGAAAUUUAUAAUAUAGUGUAACUAUCACAGCAGGAAGUUUCUUCCACUUUUAAAUACUAAUGUUGACGCUGAGUUGUGUUUACGGAAUCAUUAUGGGAGCCACCUUGAUCAAUUUGAAAAUGGAAAAAAAUUCAAAAGUGAGCGAAGCUGCCAGUUACCCUCGGUGCUACAAGACAGUCCUUUAAGAAACUCGAAAUGGAUCCUACAGGCUCUACAAGAUGUUCGGAACAAAUUUCAGCACAGCGACGUUUUUUUCAAUGGGCUGUCAAAUGGUUUUACACGGAAUAUGUUGAAGAUACAUCCACUAAGCCUGAUGUUCCAACCCUGGCUUGUCUCUUGAAAGCUACAGGAUUUCAAUUAAGACAGUAUGAAAAGCGAAACGAACAUUUAGAGGAUGAGAGACCAAAGAUGGAUAGUAUUAGAAUCACGAUCGAAUGUGGUACGUCUAAUAUGAAAGCGGUUUUAGAAAUGAAUGACGUUAAGUGUCAAUGUCCUGCAUCUGAGGAUGCUAAGGAUGGAUCCUUUUGGUGUGUCAGUGGUAUGGGACCUGCAGUCAGCACGGAUAGUAUCAACAAAGUUGAAGAGACUGGAAGUACGUUGCUGCCUCAAGUGCCAAAAGAAAUAAAUGGUAUCAUCCGGGACAUAUCCUUUCGCCUCUUUAAGAUGAUUAACAACAAGUCAGAUGUGAAUCAGAAUUCUGAGUCGGAUUUGAAUCUCUCAGCUAUUGGUGAUAGUACUAAAUUCAAAGUUCCUGAUAUAAAAGAUUUGGGUAUUUUUCGACGUCAUACUCAACCUGAAUUGAAUAUCUCGAGGUCAUUGGAUGCUUUAAAUACAAGAGGAAAGAAAGUUGUUAAAGUUUCACAGAAUGAAAACUCUAUGAAAGAACUAUGUUCCAGAAUGUCCGAUGCUUCCCAUACAAAGGUUGAGGCAAGUGAGAACAAAUUUUCAGAUAUUGUUAUCAUUGGUUCUUCACCUUCGUUGCCGACACGUAAACCACUGUUGAAACAGGCAACAUAUGACAUGGAUGUUGAUACACAGAGCAUGGAUAGUGAACCUCGUGCAUCUCCACCAAAGAUGUCUAGUUCUCCUGUGCUAAAUGAGCUCUGUAACUCUUUGGACCAAAUAUCGAUGCACAAUGAUGAAGAAAAUGUAAUUUUAGCGAAAUGUUUACUAAGAGCUCAUCAGAAUAUGGAAAAAGCUAUGAAAAUGUUACUAAAUAGGAUACCAAACUUAGAUGUUUCCAUUCAAGAUUCAGACGUCUUUAACAAGCCAAUGCCUUUACGCAGCUCCAGUUUCCGUGUAAGUCCAAGCGAUACAGAGUCUCGUUCAGGUUCUAGUUGUUCGGUGCCAAAUCAACCUACAAACAGAUUAUCCACUAUGCAAAAACCAACACCACGUAAGAGUACCAGUGGCAAUGUUCUGAAAAGUGCCGAGAAGCCCACACCAGCAACUUCAAAACUUCUCUCUUUACGUCGUAGAAGUUUUGGCAAUCCUUCAACAAGUGCUUUUGCAAAAUUCUCAAUCCCUGCAACAAAUGCUUCAAAAACUGCCAAUACUUUGAUGUUAUCUGCCAACAAAAGCGCAAAUGAAAGGGUCUUUCUCACUGCAAAGAGGCGAGUUUCACCAGAACUAAAGCCUAAUCUAUCACGAACUUACAAUCCAGAUGAAACUAUAAACUUGUCACUAUUAAAAGCGCCUGCUAAAGUACCCAGGGCUUUGAAUGUAUCGGUAAAGCCCAAGUCUUCUACUCCGGUAACAAGUGGAACACCGAGACAUUCCACUGUUAGUAAACCAUACGUGGGAACACCUCGUCCAUCUCUUCAGAUUUCCAGGUCACAUGGAGAGCCUAAAUCUUCAACAUCGACCGGAACAUCUAAACCAGCUCCCACAACUCCAUCAAAGUACGGAUUUCAAAAGAAGAAACCUUAAAGAGUGUUGGCUUAACGUACACUUUAAACGUUACAUGUUUUACUGGAUACAAACUUUUUUAUUUUACUUAACAUGUAAACAUGUCACCGUAAUUAAACGCGUUAAGUAUAUUCACACGAGAUCUAUUACAUGUUUUGUGUAUUUAUAUGAAUUAUUUUUAAUGCA
This is a messenger RNA of Orussus abietinus, 2556 nucleotides long. RefSeq lists its product as uncharacterized. The record is from RefSeq and is a predicted model, not a curated record. NCBI's taxonomy places the organism in Eukaryota, Metazoa, Arthropoda, Insecta, Hymenoptera, Orussidae. The transcript is spliced from 6 exons. Bases 658 to 2391 code for a protein of 577 amino acids.